UUUGAAAAAUGAUGCCUGUUUGUUGACGGUGAAGGCCAUUUUGAGUUCGUAACGUAGAAGGAAAACCAUCCUUAAAAAUCCUCAAUCAUCAACACCAAAACAGGUGUUCCCAUAUUUUUUCUUUGGCAGAUCACUUUAAAAGGGUUUUAUGAACAUCAACGCUCAAUUUUCGACUCCAUUAGACCCUUUUUCUAAUCCUGAAAAUAAUGAAGGAGGGUCAGCUUCGUCAGAAAGCUUAAUCCACAUAAGAAUCCAGCAGAGGAAUGGUAGAAAAACCCUGACCACUGUGCAGGGGAUAAGUCCCGACUAUGACCUGAAGAAAAUUGUGAAGGCGUGUAAAAAGGAGUUUGCCUGCAACGGGACAGUGGUGGAGCACCCUGAGUAUGGGGAGGUCAUACAGAUGCAGGGCGAUCAGAGGAACCACAUCAAAGAUUUCCUGAGAGAUCUCGGCUUAGCAGCUGAGAAACAGCUCAAGGUUCACGGUUUCUAAGUUGUACCACCACAUUCAUCAAUCAAGUUCGCAUCAUCUAUAUUGAGAAGUUCAUCAUGUUGUAGCCACAAGGCAUGCAGUUGCCUCCCUUCCACUGUAGACAACACAUUUUGGUUGUUGAAAAAAUGCAAAAAUUAACAAUGAACAGAGAACCUUAUUUUAAUCCUACAAGUGUAUAAUUUAAAAUUCACGGUAAAAAAUAUUUAUUGUUCUGCAGGGCUUUGUUGUCAUGGAUAUCGUCUCCCAUAUAUAUUGAGGUAUAGAUGAAAACUAGUAAUUCUUUCUGGCCAAAAGUUGAAUUUAAUUAUCAUAGCUGACAAAAAUGUCUAAAAUGUGUAGCUGAUAUGGUUUUUUCAUCAUAUUCAUAAUUUAGAUAUUAAAGAAGUUAGCGUAUGGUUUGGCUAAAUUUGAGAUUUAUGUACAAUUUUAGAUUCAUGUGAAAUAAAUCUUCUCUUCUAACUCGUGAAAUUCAAAUACCUUUAACAAAGGUAUCAGAAGUGUUCCAAGGCCCUGAGAUAUUUUGUAAAUGUAGAUGCAUUAAUUUGUCAUUUUGUCAUAAAAUAAAGAAAACUUUUGUAAUAAA
Messenger RNA from Mizuhopecten yessoensis (Yesso scallop), 1073 nucleotides. RefSeq names its product eukaryotic translation initiation factor 1-like. Gene Ontology annotation, biological process: translational initiation. Gene Ontology annotation, cellular component: eukaryotic 43S preinitiation complex. NCBI's taxonomy places the organism in Eukaryota, Metazoa, Mollusca, Bivalvia, Pectinida, Pectinidae. Gene Ontology annotation, molecular function: RNA binding; translation initiation factor activity; ribosomal small subunit binding. The transcript is spliced from 4 exons. The record is from RefSeq and is a predicted model, not a curated record. The coding region runs from base 149 to 490 and encodes 113 amino acids.